Messenger RNA from Drosophila melanogaster (fruit fly), 1778 nucleotides. Its product is annotated as lethal (2) k09848. Gene Ontology annotation, cellular component: nucleolus. NCBI's taxonomy places the organism in Eukaryota, Metazoa, Arthropoda, Insecta, Diptera, Drosophilidae. Bases 110 to 1369 code for a protein of 419 amino acids. Gene Ontology annotation, biological process: ribosomal large subunit biogenesis. The transcript has 3 exons. The record is from RefSeq and is marked reviewed.
UACAUCUCUAUUGCACGUGUAGGAUUUGUUUUGACCGCACGAAUUUGUAUAGCCGCAUACCAUUAAUUCACGUUUUAAUCGCAAGUAUUGAGAGAAACCGCGUCUUGAGAUGAAGUGGACUACUGCAAAUACCAAACAUGUAAACUACACGGCGAAGCACGAACUGUAUGUGGGAACACACACGGGCUCCUUUAAACACCUGGUGCCUGCAUCCGAGAAGACCCCUUAUGGACAAAGCAACCUGAGUGAUCUGUGCGCCCUGGAUAAGGAUUCCCGCGUCACAUCUCUGGCCUUUGGCAACGACGAUCAGACGGAGAUCCUUCUAGGCCGGGCCAAGGACGCCGUGGAGAUUCACUCCUUCACAGAAAAGGGACAUUCUAGGAACACAGUAUCCUUCAAUGCUGCGCCAAUUGUUGGUCUGGCCCGAUACAAUGACAAGCUUAUUGCCGGCAUUGGCAACGGAGAGAUACAGAGCCUGGAGCUAGAGGCGAACGACGAGUCCGAGCCCGUGGUUAUCGCCACGGGUGACCAAAUGGACCACCUGCGCCAGUGCGCCCAAGUCAAAAGCAUUGUAGCAACUGGCGGCAAAGAGCGUCAAAACAAUCUAAAGGUCUACGAUUUAAAUGCCGACGGUAAGCAGAUUUUCACCUCGAAGAAUUUGCCCAACGACUAUCUGCAGCUAGAGGUUCCGGUUUGGGACAGCGAUAUCGGCUUUGUGGAUGGGCCUAGUGUACUGGCCACUUGCUCGCGAACCGGCUAUGUUCGCAUCUAUGACACGCGUAAGCAGCGUCGACCUGUUGCAUGUUUUGCCAGCGAGGAGCACGGGAUGAGUUUUACGACUUUAGUGGCAAAGGGAAACUUUAUUUACACGGGUACCACAAUGGGUGCUCUAAAAGCCUUUGACACUCGACGCAUGAAAACUCAUGUGCAUACGUACAAGGGAUUCACAGGCGGGAUAAGUGACCUUCAUUUAGAUGCCACCGGUCGCUUUCUGAGCUCUGCAAGCCUAGACCGAUACGUUCGUAUCCAUGAUUCCGAAACCACAGUGCUGCUCUACCAAUGCUACGUGAAAUCAAAGGCCACUAAGAUUCUUAUCCGACCGUUUGAAAACGAGGCACGAGUAACAGAAGAACCUGAGGAGGUCGCUGACCUUCAAAUGGAUAGAAACGUGAGUGAAAAUAAGAGCGUCAACGCAACAUCUGUGGACAAUGAAUACGAGGAUAUGUUUGAUCAGAUGCCCACUGUGGGUGACAGCGAUAAUGAGUCCGAGGAAGAGAUGUCUAAUAUUAAGCUUUCAAAGGCCGAUCUAAAAAGAAGAUCGUCGGAAAAGUCUUUAAAAAACAAAAAGAAAAAAGUUGUGAUUAGUUAAAGCGACAUGUAUUUACGUAUAAGAAUAUUAAAGAAAAAAUAGUAUAGAUUUCGGUGGUUUUUAUAUUAAAGAACUAACAAACAUGGCAUCGUAGGUAGACACAGAGCUGUUUUAAAAAAGUUUCGUUGCAUAUUACAUUCUGAACUGACUGUCGAGCAAGGGAACAUGAGGUGCGUGCAAGUACUUAAAAUAAAUUAUAUUGUAAAGAUGGAAGCAACAAACGUCGACUGCGAUUAUAGUGUUUUACCCCCAGCAUAAAAAUGGAUUCGUGGCCUUCCUGUCAUUUUUUCAAUGAAGUGUUGGGUCUGUAAAAACAUUGCAGCUUCUGCAGUCUAAGAUAAGGUGUUGUUUAUUUCCUAUUUCUAAAAACAUAAUUCUCAAAAAUGUUGGCUUUGGGGGACAGUAAUGU